Molecule: messenger RNA, 1248 nt
Organism: Entrophospora sp. SA101
Lineage: Eukaryota; Fungi; Glomeromycota; Glomeromycetes; Entrophosporales; Entrophosporaceae
Source: the annotation of a GenBank genome assembly
AUGGACAGAGCAGUCAAAGGAGCAACUAAAUCAAAAUGUGCAGCACCUAAACAAAAAUAUCUUGAGGCAACUUCAAGUAGUGAUGCUUUGAAAACAAUAUUUGCGUCAUUAGAACAUCGUUUACGAGAAAAUUCUUGGACGAUCGUAUUCAAAAGUCUUAUUGUGAUUCAUAUUUUGAUGAGAAAAGGGGUUGAUGGUCAAGUUUUAAGUUAUUUAGUUAGAAAACCAAAUAUUUUAAAUUUGUCAGGUUUUAAAGGAUCAGGAAUAGGCAAUGGAGCCGAACAAACUAAAAAUAUUCAUUCAUACGCUGCAUACUUGGAAGAAAAGGUUUCAGUAUAUCGAGAGUUAAAGGUCAAUUUUGUUAAAGAAAAGAAAUUAGAGAAUAAUAGUCGUUUAAGAAGACUUACAGUUGCCAAGGGUCUUUUGCGAGAAGUUAAGAUUCUUCAACGACAAUUAGAUGCUUUAUUAAAUUGUAAGUUUUAUCUGGACGAGGUUGCUAAUUAUGUAACAUUGACAGCAUUCAGACUUAUUGUCAUCGACUUGCUAGUACUUUUUGAAACAACGAAUGAAGGCGUUAUUAAUAUGUUAGAACAAUUUGUUAGUAUGUCACAAAUAGAUGCAAAAGAUGGAUUAGAAAUUUAUAAAAAAUUUGUGAAACAAACUGAAAAAGUUGUUAUUUAUCUAAGGGCUGCUCAAAAAUUACAAAGUGUACUUGGUAUCAAAAUACCCAACUUAAAACAUGCACCAGUCUCAUUGACAAUUGCAUUGCAAGAUUAUGUCGAAGAUCCAAAUUUUGAAGCAAAUAGACGAGAAUAUAGAAAUACGCAAGAAAAAAGUAAAAAUGAAAAUAAUAAUAAAUCUGCCACAAGAAAAGAUGGAGCAACAACGACUAUAUGCUCCAGUGAUAAUAACAGUAAUGCAAACUUUUUGACCAAAAAGGAUGCAACUUCAGCUUCAUCCAUUUCUAAAACUGCGGCAAAUCAUAAUCAGAUGGACUUUAUAGAUUUUUCUUCUAAUAUUGAAAGAAGGAGUAAUAUUAUGACUACUACUACUAUUACGGAUACAACCACUAAUCCAUUCUUAGCUGAUCAACAACGACAAUUGCAACAAACAACUGCAAUGACAGCCUCUUCACCUCAUAAUCCUUUUGGACAAUUUUCUCCUCCUGCUUUUACUAAUAAUAACAUUAACAGUGGUAAUAAUAGCAAUCCAUUUGCUUCACCGAUGCAACAACAAAAUCUACUAUAA